Messenger RNA from Gopherus evgoodei (Goodes thornscrub tortoise), 3114 nucleotides. RefSeq names its product zinc finger protein OZF-like. The coding region runs from base 1238 to 2902 and encodes 554 amino acids. Gene Ontology annotation, molecular function: DNA-binding transcription activator activity, RNA polymerase II-specific; RNA polymerase II cis-regulatory region sequence-specific DNA binding. Lineage: Eukaryota; Metazoa; Chordata; Testudines; Testudinidae. Gene Ontology annotation, biological process: regulation of transcription by RNA polymerase II. Gene Ontology annotation, cellular component: nucleus. The transcript is spliced from 5 exons. The record is from RefSeq and is a predicted model, not a curated record.
UCACCCACGAAAGCUCAUGCUCCAAAACGUCUGUUAGUCUAUAAGGUGCCACAGGAUUCUUUGCUGCUUUUAUAAAUUCUCAGGCUCUCAAACCCAGGUGGAGCAGCAGCACAGAAGUAGGGGUGUCACUGGGGUGAUAAGUCUGCUGUGAACAGCGUUAUUGAGGAAUAUGACUUUUCACGUGGCCACGCUCACUUCUGUGCUGCUGUUGGAGGGCUUCAGAGCUGGUCGCAUCGCCAGCAUGUACUCUGCCAUUAGAGCUGGGUGGCGAUAUAUGUGCUUGUGAGGGUGGGGGCGUAAUGACCAAAGACACAAAGAAGGUGGGGGGGAGGGUGGCUGAUGAAACGUAUUUGAGAACCACUGGUCUACGGUAUUAUGGUCACCACGUCUACAAAAUGAUAAAUAUUCUCCUGCUGAAUAUCAUAGGCACAUUUUAAUGGGACAAUCAGGGCUGGACUCAACCAUUGGUAUCAGCUAUUUUGGGUCCUGGCUGACAUGCCAGCCACCAUGUAAUAUGUUUCCCUUUGGUCUUUUGACAGGCCCACAGAGGUCUGUCACUGCCAAGUCCCUCUCCUAGGAGGGGAGGAGGAAGUCUACAGGUCUGCUGGGCUGUUCAGGCCUAGAGGGAAAUAUUCCGUUUUAAGGAGAAUGAAAGGUAUUUGGGAGGUGAUGGCCCAGAGCCCUGGCAGGUGACGGCCCGGUGAGGGCUGGACUCAACCAUUGGUAUCAGCUAUUUCUUUUUAGUCAUUCACAUGGAUUUUGGGUCCUGGCUGACAUACCAGCCACCAUGUGAAACGCUUCCCUGUGGCCUUUUGACAGGCACACACAGAUAUCUCACUGUCAAGUCCCUCUCCUAGGAGCCAGGAGGGGAGAUGAGGGGAGGAGGAAGUCUGCAGGGUGAUCUCCCACCUCCAUGCAGCCAGGGGCCAAUGCUUGCCACUGCCCUUCUGUAGCCUUCAAAUGCAUGUACUGACCAGGGCCAUCCACAAAGUGCACAGCUAUGUAGGGCACCAGCAAGUUUGGGGCACCAAAGCCCCUGCCCUUGCUUUGCCCCACCCCACCUCUUCCUUCCUGUGCUCCACCCCAGCUCCGCCCCUGAGGACUCUGCAGCAGGGCCUGGCCUACACUCACCGGUGGCAAGAAGUACAAAGACCCGGCUCCAGCCAUCCACCCGGCUGAGGAAUCGCGUCCAUGUUUCGGUCCAGAUAGGCCUGUCUUCCAGGACGCAGGGAAGGAAAUGUCUGUGAUGGAGCCACCUUGGAUGCCGGUGAGCUUUGAGGAGGUGGCUGUGUAUUUCACCCAGGGGCAGGGGUCUUUGCUGGACCCCACUCAGAGAGCCCUCUACAGGGAUGUCAUGCUGGAGAACUACGAGACGGUGACCUCACUGGGAUUCCCCCUUCCUAAACCUGAGCUGAUUGUCCGGCUGGAAAAAGGGGAAGAGCCGUGGGUGCCUGAUCUCCGGACCUGCAAGGAAAGAAGGCUUCCAAGAUGCACCCAUACAGCAGGUGCUGAGCGAGGGAGUAAGAAUGAGGAGGGGAAUCAUCAUGAGGAAGUUCCCAAGGAAGUGGAACCGCAUGUGACCUUUGUGGAAAGAGCUGAAGGGAAUUUUCCCCGGUGCUUGGAGCAGGCAGAAUCCUGGGGAAGUUGGCAGAGGUCAGAGAGGCUUCAGGGAAACGACCUAGGGAAGAAAGUGGAUGAAUCUAUUAAUGGUGCGGGAGGAGAGGAGGAUCCCAGAGCGCAGCAGACAAAUCCCAAGGAAGAGACACCUUGGCACUAUCUUCAGUGUGGGAAAGGAUUCAUUGUGAGCUCACAGCUUGUGACACAUCAGAGAAUCCAUACUGGAGAGAAACCCCUUCAGUGCUUGGACCAUGGGGAAAGCUUCAGUAAAGUCUCAGAUCUUAAUAACCAUGGGGGAAGCCACAGUGGAGAUAAAACCUCUGAAUCCCUCGAGUGCGGGAAAUCUUUCAUUUCGAAGACACAAAUAAUAAGACAUCAGGCAAUCCACGCAGGAGAGAGACUCCACAAGUGCUUGGAGUGUGGGAAAAGUUUCAUAAGAAAGUCAAACCUUAUUGUACAUCAGGCAAUCCACACAGGAGAGAGACCCCACAAGUGCUUGGAGUGUGGGAAAAGUUUCAUAAGAAAGCCAAACCUUGUUGUACAUCAGGCAAUCCACACAGGAGAGAGACCCCACAAGUGCUUGGAGUGUGGGAAAAAUUUCAUACAGAGGUCACACCUAGUUCAUCAUCAGGCAAUCCACACAGGAGAGAGACCCCACAAGUGCUUGGACUGUGGGAAACGUUACAUACAAAGGUCAGACCUUGUUAAACAUCAGGCAAUCCACACAGGAGAGAGACCCCACAAGUGCUUGGAGUGUGGGAAAAGUUUCAUAAGAAAGUCAACCCUUGUUGAACAUCAGGCAUUACACACAAGAUCAAAACCCCACAAGUGCUUUGACUGUGGGGAAAGUUUCAUACAGAGGUCACAUCUAGUUCGUCAUCAGGCAUUACAUGCAGGAGAGAGACCCUACAAGUGCUUUGAGUGUGGGAAAAGUUUCAUACAGAGGUCACACCUAGUUCAUCAUGAGGCAUUACACACAGGUGAGAGACCUCACAAGUGCUUGGAGUGUGGAAAAAGUUUCAUACAGAGGUCACACUUGGUUCGUCAUGAGGCAUUACACACAGGAGAGAGACCCCACAAGUGCUUGGAGUGUGGGAAAAGUUUCAUAAGAAAGUCAAACCUUGUUGAACAUCAGGCAAUCCACACAGGAUCGAAACCCCACAGGUGCUUCAACUGUGGGAAAAGUUACAUACACAGGUCACAUCUAGUUCGUCAUCAGGCAAUCCACACAGGAGAGGCUCCAGAUGUGCUUGGACUGCGGGAAAAGUUUCAUAUGGAGGUCUGACUUCAUUAAACAUGGAAGAAUCCACACAGGAUCUAAACUUCUGUGAUACAUGGCAAGAAAGGAUUAAGCAAGUUGCAUGUCAUUAACUUAGAAUCAACUUUUGGAGAGAGAUUUUAAAAGUUUGUCCACCUUAGAUAAGCUAGAGUUUGAAAUGUAAAUGUGUAUUUCUAAAGACUUGGAAGAAGAUGGCAAGUCAUGUCAGAAGUCAUGGC